Cyphellophora attinorum is the source of this 4230-nucleotide messenger RNA. RefSeq names its product 3-hydroxy-3-methylglutaryl-coenzyme A. Lineage: Eukaryota; Fungi; Ascomycota; Eurotiomycetes; Chaetothyriales; Cyphellophoraceae. Gene Ontology annotation, molecular function: protein binding; hydroxymethylglutaryl-CoA reductase (NADPH) activity. Gene Ontology annotation, cellular component: peroxisomal membrane; endoplasmic reticulum membrane. The record is from RefSeq and is a predicted model, not a curated record. The transcript has 4 exons. The coding region runs from base 1 to 4230 and encodes 1409 amino acids. Gene Ontology annotation, biological process: coenzyme A metabolic process; isoprenoid biosynthetic process; ergosterol biosynthetic process.
AUGACGGCAGCAGCAAAUAGCUCGAGCUCCCGAAAGAGGAGCGUACUCAUUACAGGAUGCUCAGACGGCGGUCUCGGAGCCGCUCUGGCGCUCGAGCUACACCGGAGGGGACUUCACGUCUAUGCCACAGCACGCAAUCCAAAUAAGAUGUCCCAGGUGAAGGCACAAGGAAUUGAGACUUUGACACUGGACGUCCUGUCGCCCGAGUCGAUCUCUGCUGUGUCCCACAAGAUCACGCAGCUUGAUAUUUUGGUCAACAAUGCUGGCGGGAUGUAUGCGAUGCCGAUCUCGGAUCUGUCUAUCAGCAAGGCUAAAGAGUUGUUCAACUUGAACGUUUGGUCGAUGAUCGAAGUCACACAGGCAUUCUUACCACAAUUGAGGGCUUCGAAAGGCCUUGUUGUGAACAACACCUCAACAGCAGCCUUCUUCACACUGGCGUACCAAUCGACCUACAAUGCAUCGAAAGCCGCCGCCAUCAUGUUCACGGACUGUCUGCGGAUCGAGCUGGCGGCGUUCGGAAUCAAGGUUGUGGAUCUCAAGACCUCGAGCACGACGUCUCAAGGCUAUCCCAACCAGGCCUUAGCUGGAGACGUGAGCCUGCCGGCUGGAUCAUGGUAUGAGUGUGCUAGGGACGAGGUCCAAAAAACGAUGCGUGGCGAGAGAUACCCCGUGCAGGUGACUGCAGAGACGUGGGCUGCACAAGUCUCAAACGAUCUGCUGAAGAAUGACAAUCCACCGUCCAGCAUCUGGAGAGGGACGAAUGCGUGGGCAGCCUGGUUUACAACCAGACGACCAUUUGCACUGCCAGAGUCGAUGAUCAGAAAGAUGUGCGGCGUAAAUAUGGUUGAGCGGUUGGUUGCAGCCUCUGCUGAGUCCAACGACAGCUGGCUGAACCGCAAUGUUACGUCUACAUUAUUGACGUUGUCGCGAAUAGCUUGUCAGCAUCCUAUACAUUCGAUCGUGGCAAUUGCCCUAUUCGCCAGCACAUCGUACGUUGGCUUGCUGCAAGAGUCACUGUUCGACACGGGACUGCCUUCACUUUCGAAGAAUGGGCGGCUCGACACAAAGGCCCUUCUGAAGGGCAGUCGCUCCCUCGAGCUAUCACAGAAUACAGACUGGAAAUGGCUCUCACAUGACAACGAGCCAGUGCCCGCAGUCGCAGAUGAUAUCGACCACUUAGCACUAACGACAUUCAUCUUUCCCGACUCGUCCUCCGCACAAUUGGCACCGAACGCUGCUUCAGUCGCUUUUCCAUCCAACAUUACCGCUGUGAACGUACCGAGCACCUCCAAUGUACUUUCGCAAUUCUCUCAAGACAGCACCCUGGCAUUUUACUUUCCAUACAAGAACAUUGUCGAAUUUCUACGAGCCGUACAGGAGCUGCCUGCCACCAGACCUGCCGACGCUGCUGCUGCCGACAAGCGGUGGGUCAUGAAAGCGGCACGCAUCAAUGGUAAUGGUCAUGCUUCCUACAUCCUCUGGCUGCAAGAGGGAUGGUCAUCUUUCGUGGACCUGCUCAAGCAUGCCGAGACUCUCGAUAUCGUCAUCAUGGCUCUUGGGUAUUUGUCGAUGCAUCUCACCUUCAUCUCACUUUUCGUGUCCAUGAAGCGUUUGGGGUCCAAUGCCUGGCUAGCAGUUUCCGUCCUGUUCUCCAGUCUCUUUGCUUUCCUGUUCGGCUUGGCUGUGACCACGAAGCUCGGAGUUCCAAUCAACAUGGUCUUACUGUCCGAAGGGUUGCCAUUUCUGGUAGUCACAGUCGGAUUUGAGAAGUCCAUCAUACUCACCAAAGCUGUCCUAUCUGCCUCAUAUGAUGUGCGUAAAAAGCCGUCAGACAAGCCGGCACCCAAUGGCAAUGCCAUCGCACCCGCAUCAGCCGCCCAUGCGCCACCAUCGAUCCAAGAUGCCAUCCAAUUAGCAGUGAAGGAAACUGGAUUCGAGAUCGUACGCGACUAUAUGAUCGAGAUCGCGAUUCUGAUUGCUGGUGCCGCGACCGGUGUGCAGGGUGGUUUGCGACAGUUCUGCUUUCUCGCUGCCUGGAUCUUGUUCUUCGACUGCGUCCUACUCUUUACGUUCUACACAACGAUACUGUGCAUCAAGCUUGAAAUCAAUCGCAUCAAGAGGCAUGUGGCACUUCGCAAAGCUUUGGAAGAGGACGGCAUCAAUCGACAUAGUGACAAGGGGUCGGUGUUCAACAUCUUUGGACAGAAAGUCAAGCCAAACAGCGUCCCGAAGUUCAAGAUCUGGAUGGUUACUGGGUUCGUGGUUAUCAACCUUGUCAACCUCUGUACCAUUCCUUUCAGACCUACGACCAAUCUGAAGACUCCAGCAGCUGCGAUAUCGUCUGUGCUUACCCCAGCGCCGAUUGAUCCUUUUAAGGUUGCCGAGAAUGGCCUGGACAGCAUCUAUGUGAGUGCAAAGAGCAAUCAUGUGGAAACCUAUGUGACUGUGCUACCUCCAAUUAAGUACGAGUUGGAGCCAAUUAAUCCAUCAACUGGUGGCGUGGAUGAAUUUGGAUUCUUUGAUCACGAAUACACCGACCAAUUCUUCAAUGUCGUUGGUGGUAGAGUUAUUGAAAGUCUUCUGAAAAGUCUCGAAGACCCAGCUCUCAGCAAAUGGGUCUUGAUCGCCCUGACCCUGAGCGUUAUUCUGAAUGGGUAUUUGUUCAACGCUGCAAGAUGGAGCUUGAAAGAGCCACAGACUCCAGCUGUCUCCCCAGCAGUCCCUGUUAUCUCAGCACCGACGUCUCCUGUGGCUCGCCGCAGCAAGAUGAUCAACACUGAGGCUGCUUCAGAUCGAUCGCGAGAGGAGUGUGAAGCUCUUCUCAAAGAAAAGAAGGCAGCUCAUCUUAACGACGAAGAACUCAUCGAUCUCUCGUUGCGAGGCAAAAUACCAGGCUACGCAAUCGAAAAGACUUUGGAGGAUCCAAGCCUCAUGACCCGACUGGAGUCGUUCACCCGCGCUGUUAAGGUGCGUCGAGCAGUGGUCUCGCGUACUCCAGCCACUAGGGACAUUACAUCGCUGCUUGAGUCGUCCAAGACUCCUUACAAGCACUUCAACUACGAGCUUGUGCACGGCGCUUGCUGUGAGAACGUCAUCGGGUAUCUGCCACUUCCGUUGGGAGUUGCCGGUCCGCUUCUGAUUGACGGAGAGAACUUCUUCAUUCCAAUGGCCACGACAGAAGGCGUUCUGGUCGCUAGCACAAGUCGUGGCUGCAAAGCCAUCAACGCGGGCGGUGGAGCCGUGACUGUGGUCACUGGAGACGGCAUGACUCGAGGCCCUUGUGUUGGCUUCCCUACCCUUGCCCGCGCUGGACAAGCUAAAGUAUGGCUGGACUCUGAAGAUGGCCGGAAGACCAUGACAGACGCUUUCAACUCAACGUCCCGAUUCGCUCGACUUCAAUCAAUGAAGACAGCUCUGGCUGGGACCUACCUCUACAUUCGGUUCAAGACAACGACUGGCGAUGCCAUGGGUAUGAAUAUGAUCUCGAAGGGCUGUGAGAAGGCUCUAGAGGUUAUGUCAACCGUCGGUGGCUUCGACGACAUGGCCACCAUCUCACUUUCUGGCAACUUCUGCACCGACAAGAAACCGGCGGCUGUCAACUGGAUAGAUGGCCGUGGAAAGGCAGUGGUCGCGGAAGCCAUAAUCCCUGGCGAUGUGGUCCGGAACGUACUGAAGAGCAAUGUGGACGCUCUCGUAGAGCUGAACACUUCCAAAAAUCUUAUUGGCAGCGCCAUGGCUGGAAGCAUUGGUGGGUUCAAUGCUCAUGCAUCGAACAUCGUGACAGCGGUGUUCCUGGCUACGGGACAAGAUCCGGCCCAAAACGUGGAGAGCAGUAAUUGCAUCACGAUCAUGAAAAACAACAAUGGAAAUUUACAAAUCAGCGUCUCGAUGCCUUCGAUAGAAGUUGGCACAAUCGGUGGAGGUACAAUCCUCGAAGCACAGUCAUCUAUGCUCGAAAUGCUCGGUGUCCGGGGCGCACACCCUACGAACCCGGGCGACAACUCGCGAAAGCUGGCCAAGAUUGUGGCAGCUGCAGUAUUGGCCGGCGAACUCAGUCUCUGCAGCGCUCUUGCGGCAGGACAUUUGGUGAGAGCGCAUAUGGCUCAUAACCGGAGUGCUGCACCUACAAGGGCAGCGACGCCGGUCAGCGCUGCCGUUGAGCCAUUUGUACGCGCGCAAAAUGGUCCAGCGGUACCUACUGGCUUGAGGAUGACUAACGGAGCGCGGUAG